UGGAGGAGUCUCCAGAAUCCCUUGUGUGAAGCUGUGAUGUCAGUCCUGAGGUCACAAAGGUGACCAGGCAGAGUGAGUUCCAGUCCAGAAAGCCUCGGGUGCCAGCGCAGCAAGAUGAGGGUGGUUUGGAGCCCUGCAUAAGAGGAAGGAGGGGCCACAGCUGAUUGCUGUGUCCCCACAGACCUGAGCCUUCUGUUGACCACCAUGGCCAAAAGUGGAGAGGCUCUGCCCCAGGGCUUCCCAGCGCCAGUCCAAGAUCCUCACCUCAUCAAGGUGACGGUGAAGACGCCCAAGGACAAGGAAGAUUUCUCAGUUACAGACACAUGCACCAUUCAGCAGCUGAAGGAAGAGAUAUCUCAGCGCUUCAAGGCCCACCCUGAUCAGCUAGUCCUAAUCUUUGCUGGCAAAAUCCUCAAGGACCCCGACUCGCUGGCACAGUGUGGAGUUCGAGAUGGCCUCACUGUUCACCUGGUCAUCAAGAUGCAGCGCCGCUCCGUAGGCACCGAGUGCCCGGCUGCUUCAGUCCCUCCCCCAGGUCCAAGUCCUGGGUCACUCCCCCAGCCAGGCUCCAUUUACACGGCAGAUGGGCCACCCACCUUCAGUUUAGGUGUCCUCAGUGGGUUGGGCCUGGCGCCUGGUAGCUUCCCUGACCAGCCAAAUUCACUGAUAUGGCAGCCCGUAUCACUGCCUGAGUUUUUGGCUCAGCUUGUCGAUGACCCCUUCAUCCAGGGUCUGCUGUCCAACACAGGCCUGGUGCGCCAGCUGGUUCUCGACAAUCCUCACAUGCAGCAGCUGAUCCAGCACAACCCUGAGAUUGGACAUAUUCUAAACAACCCUGAAAUCAUGCGACAGACCCUGGAGUUCCUCCGUAACCCUGCCAUGAUGCAAGAGAUGAUGCGGAGCCAGGACAGGGCUCUCAGUAACCUGGAGAGCAUCCCUGGUGGCUACAAUGUGCUUCGCACCAUGUACACAGAUAUUAUGGACCCAAUGCUUAAUGCAGUACAAGAGCAGUUUGGCGGCAAUCCUUUUGCCACUACUACUACUACUAAUGGCAGCUGCAGCAGCAGCCAACCCUCAAGGACAGAGAAUUGUGACCCUCUCCCCAACCCCUGGACUUCCACAUAUGCAGGCUCAGGUGGCAGGCAAGGAAGAAGGCCAGGAAGCCGGGAUACAUCUGAAAUUAGAAAUAGAGUUCCAAACUUCCUGGGUAACGUGGGACUCUAUCAGUAUCUCCAGCGAUUACAUGAGACACCCCAGGCUCUAGGGACCUAUCUUCAGAGGACUGCAUCUCUGCACAGCCCAAACCAGGAACCGCCAUCAUCAGGAAACAGAGUUCCCCCAACUUCAUCCUCAUCCCAGGAGCCUAGGUCAGGCCAGCCUCCCCCUAAGGAGUCAGUAGCAGUCAAGGAAAAUUCCUCUUGCCCAGCUUUCCUGAGGUAUUCCUCAGGGAGCAGUGCUGGGCAAGAUGGAGGCCAGAAUGUUACAGGGAAGAGCUCUACUGGCCAUAGCUCUAGCAUGCCUGAUCUUGUGUCAGGGCUAGGCAGUUCUGCCAAUGGGGCUCCAUUCUUUUCUUCCCUGUCUUCCCCUAUGACUGCUACUCCUGGCGCCCCUCAUCCUCCUUGGCUACCACCGCCAGAUCAUCCAAGAUCUCUGAGACCAGCUGGUAUGAAUCAGGCCCCACAGGUGCAGGAUGAGAUGCACCAACAGCUCCCGCUACUGGUGAACCUCCAGGAAGCCACGGGAAACCCCCGUGCCAUGCAAGCCCUGCUGCAGAUUGAACAGGGCCUGCAGAUCCUGGCUACUGAAGCGCCUCACCUCCUACUUUGGCUCAUGCCUUGCCUAGCAGGCAUGAGUGGUGCAGAGGGAGGUACACAGUCUAGAGAAGGUACCUUUAUGUCUGAGCAGCCCCAGCCAACUCCAGCUCUUCAGGUUUCCCCUGUACAGGGCUCUUCAGAGCAAAGUUUCCAUUCUACUCCAUUCCUCCCGAUGCUGCAGGCCAUGGCUGGCAUCAAUCCCCAGCAGCUCCACCCCGAGGCUCACUUCCGGGUCCAACUGGAGCAACUGAGGGCCAUGGGCUUUCUGAAUCCUGAAGCCAAUCUUCAAGCCCUAAUUGCCACAGGGGGUGAUGUAGAUGCUGCUGUGGAGAAGCUGAGGCAGUCAUAAUAGCCCUCAUUUACAGACCUUACCUUUUCCUCUGUGCCUUUUCCCUAUAUCCUAUUAUCCUAGCUCUCCUAUUGUUGAAUACAGUGGCACUAUAAACCAGAUUUACUAUGAUGCCCUUUACAAUGGAGACAAUGUUGCUCUAGAGUCAAUGAGCAAGAAGAGCCAAAAUUGUGUGUGGGGGGGUUUGCUGUAUAUGACUCAAUCACUCCCCCCGUUGUACUACCAUGGGGCCCCAGUCUGAGCUCUCUGUAUGCCAACCUUGAGAUGAAAUUACAUCCAAUGUCCAGUGUCA
Messenger RNA from Chinchilla lanigera (long-tailed chinchilla), 2455 nucleotides. Its product is annotated as ubiquilin-3. Gene Ontology annotation, cellular component: cytosol. The record is from RefSeq and is a predicted model, not a curated record. NCBI's taxonomy places the organism in Eukaryota, Metazoa, Chordata, Mammalia, Rodentia, Chinchillidae. The transcript has 2 exons. The coding region runs from base 205 to 2163 and encodes 652 amino acids. Gene Ontology annotation, biological process: ubiquitin-dependent protein catabolic process. Gene Ontology annotation, molecular function: polyubiquitin modification-dependent protein binding.